UCCACAAUUUAAUAUUAUUAAACAUUCAUAUAAGUUUGAAAAUUGACACUUAAAAUCCCAUUAUUUAAUGCCUCUUGCAAUUUGAUCCCCUCUUUACGUUGCAGUUGACUUCAAAUAUGAAAACAAUAUUUGAAAAUUUAACCCCACCAAGUACCCAUUUCACCGGUUUACACCCACAAAUUUGGCUGGCCAAGACCUACAUUUCAUUCUCCUCUUUCUUGAUUCCCUCUAUUCAAUACCAUUUUCUCAUAACACCAAAACAAGAAGAUGAACAACACGGAUCUCAACUCCGGCGGGUUUCUUGGGUCACAAAACAUCAGUGGAUUCGGAUACGGGAUCGGAAUAUCAGUCGGGAUGCUUUUACUCAUCACAACAAUCACAUUAGCAUCUUACUUUUGUAACCGAACCACACAAACCUCACCAUCACCGUCAGUAGCUCAAAUCCGGGCGCAGAGAAACAGUCUGGGUGCAGCCCUGGGUCAGCCUGACUCGACCCAUUGCGUGGUUGAUGUGGGCAUUGAUGAUGAGACACUUUUGAGUUACCCCACUAUGCUUUACAAAGAUGCAAAGAUCAAGAAAAGGGAUUCAGGAUUUUCAACAUGUUGUUCUAUUUGUUUGGGUGAUUAUAAGGGGAGUGAUGUUCUUAGACAACUUCCGGAUUGUGGUCACCUUUUUCAUGUUAAAUGUGUUGAUCCGUGGUUGCGGGUGAACCCCACAUGCCCAAAUUGUCGAACGUCUCCCUUACCGACCCCACUCUCGACCCCUUUGGCUGAGGUGGUGCCACUUGCAAGAAGACGGGAUUGAUUGAUUGAUUGAUGACAAUUUUUUGGGUUAGUUCAAAUGAACAGUCCUAUGAUUACGUUUGUAAGUUUACAUUUUGUUUAUUUAUGAUAUAUAUACUGUAGAUCUUGGAAUGCAUAAAUUUGUUGUAUAUAUAACUUCUCAUUUUCAUUUUCUCAAUUGAUAAGUUGAUGUAUGUAGUUUGUUAAACGUAAAUUAGCUGUAUCGCGUAUAUACUUAACCUGUUGUCCGGUAAGUACGACGGAAUUUACCCAAAUUUUAUGUUUA
Lactuca sativa (garden lettuce) is the source of this 1068-nucleotide messenger RNA. RefSeq names its product RING-H2 finger protein ATL70. The record is from RefSeq and is a predicted model, not a curated record. NCBI's taxonomy places the organism in Eukaryota, Viridiplantae, Streptophyta, Magnoliopsida, Asterales, Asteraceae.